Molecule: messenger RNA, 1599 nt
Organism: Charadrius vociferus (killdeer)
Lineage: Eukaryota; Metazoa; Chordata; Aves; Charadriiformes; Charadriidae
Gene: PTBP3
Product: polypyrimidine tract binding protein 3
Exons: 13
Coding region: 37-1599 (520 amino acids)
Biological process (GO): mRNA processing; regulation of RNA splicing
Cellular component (GO): nucleus
Molecular function (GO): mRNA binding
Source: RefSeq, a predicted model, not a curated record
CUUAUUUCGUCUGGUAUCAGUAACACGUCUUUUACCAUGGACAAUUCUACUCCAGCUACAGGUAUGCAUCAGGAGAAUGAAAAGAAGAAAUUGAAAGGAGACAGAUUGCCAUGUUCUCCUUCACGUGUCCUUCAUAUUUGUCACAUUCCAAAUGACGUUACUGAAGCAGAAGUCAUUUCGUUAGGCCUCCCUUUUGGCAAAGUAACCAACCUCUUGAUGCUAAAAGGAAAAAGACAGGCAUUUUUGGAAAUGGCUUCUGAAGAAGCUGCUGUUAGUAUGAUGAACUACUAUACUCCUGCUACACCUUACCUCCACCGUCAGCCUGUUUAUAUUCAGUAUUCCAAUCACAGAGAACUUAAGACUGACAAUCUACCUAAUCAGGCUAGAACCCGAGCUGCGUUGCGAGCUGUGAAUGCUAUGCAGCUUGGAAACAUGGGUAUGGCAAAUGCUCUUGCUGUUGAAGGUCGACUCCUUCCGGGUCAAAGUUCUGUUCUUCGAAUCAUUGUUGAAAAUCUGUUCUACCCUGUCAGUUUAGAAGUGCUCUAUCAGAUUUUCUCUAAAUUUGGAUCUGUCUUGAAGAUUAUCACCUUCACUAAGAAUAAUCAGUUCCAAGCUUUGCUCCAGUAUGCUGAUCCAAUGGAUGCACGUUAUGCCAAAUUGUCUCUGGAUGGUCAAAGUGUCUACACUGGCUGCUGCACUCUGCGUGUUGAUUUCUCCAAGUUAAAUAGCCUUAAGAUAAGGUACAACAAUGACAAAAGUAGAGAUUUUACUCGCUGUGACCUUCCUUCUGGUAAUCAACACCCACCCUCGGAACCAUCCGUACUUGCUGCCUAUGGCACCCAAAAUAUCAUCUUCCCAUCAUAUGCAGGGGCUGCUGGGUUUGCCUCAUCCAUGGGCUUUCCUCAAGGUGCUGGUCUUUCAGUUCCAGGUGUUCCUGGAGCAGUUGCAGUCAACACACCUGCAAUGUCUGGACACAUGACUGUUCCUGGGGUUACUGGUAUUCCAGUAAAUUCUGUUUUAUUAGUCAGCAACCUCAACUCUGAAGUCAUCACACCAGACGGACUUUUCAUCCUAUUUGGUGUGUAUGGUGAUGUGCAUCGUGUGAAGAUCAUGUUUAAGAAAAAAGGAAAUGCUUUGGUUCAGAUGGCAGAUGCGGUCCAGGCUCAAAUAGCUAUCACCUACUUGAAUGGACAGAGGCUUUAUGGAAAGGUUCUCUGUGCUACUCUUUCAAAACAUCAGACAAUUCAACUUCCUCGUGCGGGACAAGACAACCAUGAUCUGACGAAGGACUAUAGCAAUAGCCCUUUACAUCGCUUUAAGAAGCCUGGCUCUAAGAACUUCCACAAUAUCUUUCCUCCGUCUGCCACCCUGCAUCUCUCCAACAUCCCGCCUUCUGUUACUGAUCAUGAUCUGACGAACCUUUUUGCAAAAGCAGGAUCUACUGUGAAAGCCUUCAGAUUCUUCCAGAAAGAUUGCAAAAUGGCUCUUAUCCAGCUGGGCUGUGUGGAAGAAGCGCUUCAUGCUCUCAUUGAGCUUCACAAUUAUGACCUUGGAGAAAACCAUCGCCUCCGAGUUUCCUUCUCAAAAUGUACAAUCUGA